Messenger RNA from Coccinella septempunctata (seven-spotted ladybird), 2976 nucleotides. RefSeq lists its product as uncharacterized. Gene Ontology annotation, cellular component: nucleus. The record is from RefSeq and is a predicted model, not a curated record. Gene Ontology annotation, biological process: ribosome biogenesis. The coding region runs from base 190 to 2871 and encodes 893 amino acids. The transcript is spliced from 10 exons. NCBI's taxonomy places the organism in Eukaryota, Metazoa, Arthropoda, Insecta, Coleoptera, Coccinellidae. Gene Ontology annotation, molecular function: RNA binding; ATP binding; preribosome binding.
CUCUAUGUUUUGAACUCUAUGGUUUGAAUUCAACAAAAUGGUGAACUUCGUUGAUGGUUGAUCGUAUAUUCAUGUUGAUUUUAGCAUUUUCUUAUCCAUUCAAUUCCAUUCCUAACAAACAAAGUUUACUUUCUGGAGAACUAUUGUUGAAGGGCUCAACUUUGAUUACCAUUGAGCACAGUAUUUAAAAUGCAAAGAAUUCCUUAUUUAUUUGAUCCUAAAUUGAUUCCAAGGGUUCAAAAGUACUUGGAGGCAAAUGUCGACAAAACAUAUGUUGACAUUGGUUUAAUGGCAGAUGAACUGCAGAAUACAUAUAGAGAAUAUUCAAGGCGAAAACGUAACGCAUUUCGAACUUCUGUUAAAAAAGCGUAUUCCAUUGUUCUCAGAAGUUAUGGUCUUGAUGAUCAGAACGACUCUACCAGUGAAGAAGAUGUUGAUGAAGCUGAGAGUGAACAUUCAAAAGAAGAUCGUUCCAAUGACAAUUUAAUGAACAAUCAACUGGUGGAAAUGUACACAAGAUCAAAUCCAAGUAUCCCCAAGAUGAAUGAAAAUGAAUUGAUUGAUAUAAGUAGUGAUGAUUCGAAGGAAGAAACUCAACUUCUGGAUAAAUCUAGUAAUGGACCAUCCACGUCUAUCAAACUUGCAAGGACAGACCACUCGAAUAAUUCAUCCAAUAACUUCCAAGAAAAGUGUGAGAAGAUAACAGUUAUACAAGGAAAAAAACGUAAAAUUGAUGAUAAGAUUACAGUUCAAGUGAAUAAAAAGAAAAAAACAGAACCUACAGACACAAUACCCACAGAAGUGCCUCAUGUUAAUUUCAAUAAUAUUGUCGGAAUGGAGAGCACAUUACUUAAAAUAAUUCGGAAUACAUUACCCCUAAGGAAUCGCACGCUACGAGAAUAUGCCGGCCCUCUAUGCUCCAAAGGUUAUUUACUACAUGGACCUCCUGGUUGUGGUAAAACUCUUUUGGCCCACGCAAUUGCUGGACAAUUCGGUUAUCCACUCAUAAAAGUUGCUGCUCCAGAACUUGUAGAGGGAAUAUCAGGAAAUAGUGAAAAGUUGAUACGAGAUCUUUUCAAAAAAGCUGUUGCUUCGGCUCCCUGCGUUCUCUUCAUUGACGACAUCGAUGCUAUUACCAACAAUAGAUUGAAUGCUCAAAAAGAUAUGCAGAAAAGGAUUGUUUCUCAAAUCAAUUGUUGCCUGGAUGACCUUGCAACAAAUCCAUUGGCGGACAAAGUAGUAUUGAUUGGCGCAACAACUAAUCCAGAUUCAAUGGAUCCAGCACUGAGGAGGUAUGGAAGAUUUUCGCGUGAAGUUAGGUUAGGUAUACCAAAUGAAGAAAGCCGAAUAGCUAUAUUGAAACUACACAGUUCUCAUUUGAAAUUCGCACCGGAUUUCGAUUGGAACCCUGUUGGUGCAGUAACACCGGGAUAUGUGGGCGCUGAUCUUAGGGAUUUAGUCGAAAGAGCCACAGAAAUUUCCAUUGAUAGAUUUAUUAAACAGCAUCAAAAUCAAAUCUUAAAUCCCCAAAGUUCUGUUGACGAAGAUGAGAAUUUAAAUGGAAGCAUAGAAAAGAAAGAGUCAGAUAAGAGCGAAACUGAAAUAAUUGUGGAUGAUGAUCCAAAGGAAAUUAAUAAGGAGAAAAGUAAUGAUGUGAGUGAAGAGGAAAAUCUUGUUCUGGUUAUUGAAGAUGAGAACAGUAAACAGGAAGAUCAAAACAUUCCUUCUUCAACAGUACCAAAAGAAAUAUCAGAUUCAGAGCCAACUAUUACUACUGUAGAAAUUGAAAAAGAAAAUUGUAUGGUCACCGAACCAUCUGAAAACGAGUCGAGUACAAAUUGGACUCUGGGAGAUUUUAUAGAAAUUGAAACAGCCCUCAAAAAUAAUGAUAUUCCUGAUAAUUUGAAAAAAUAUUUGUUUAUUACAACGGCCGAUUUUCUUGAAGCUGCGAAGGAGAUUCAACCUUCAUGCAUUAGAGAAGGUCUAGCCAGUGUCCCAAAUAUUUGUUGGGACGAUGUAGGUUCUCUGAAGGACAUUAGAUCUGAACUGGUUGUAACUUUAUUGGGAGCUACGAAGUACAAGAAGCUAUAUGAAAAACUCAAACUGAGCAUACCAGCUGGUGUAUUGCUUUGUGGUCCCCCAGGAUGUGGAAAAACCUUGUUGGCUAAAGCUCUCGCCAAUGAGGCUCGAAUCAACUUUAUUUCAGUCAAGGGUCCAGAAUUAUUGAAUAUGUAUGUCGGCGAAAGUGAAAAGGCCGUUAGGAUGUGUUUCGCACGGGCAAAAAAUUCCGCUCCAUGUGUAGUAUUCUUCGACGAAAUAGAUGCGUUGUGCCCAAAGAGAUCAUCUAGUUCACAGAAUGAUGUAUCGUCGAGGAUUGUGAACCAGCUUUUGACCGAGAUGGAUGGUGUGGAAGAUAGAAAAGGAGUAUUUUUAUUAGCGGCAACCAACAGGCCAGAUGUAAUUGAUCCUGCGGUAUUAAGACCAGGACGUUUUGAUAAAAUACUUUAUGUGGGUUUGCCAUCCCCUACAGAUAGAGUUGAAAUCCUUAAGACUAUCACAAGGAAUGGGCCUCUUUUAGGUUCGGACGUUGAUUUAGAGAGUAUUGGAAAAUCGGAAAAGCUCUCUGGAUACACUGGCGCGGAUUUGUCUGGUUUAGUGCAAGAAGCAUCCCGUAUACGUUUCAAAAGAGCUUUUGAAAGUAAUGACCUGGAAAAUUGUGAUGCCGUAUUGACCAGCCAAGACUUUGAGAAAGCAAUUUCUAAAAUUAAACCAUCAGUUGCAGAGAAGGAUAUGGAACUUUACGAGGAAAUGAAGCUGUUGUACACACUUACUGCUCAGAAUGAAAUCAACGAGCAGAUGGAUUUAUCUUGAGGGGACCCCAAAGUCCUCAAUUUUUUUAUUUUUAUUUUAAAGUAUUAAAAAAUGUUGAUUAUGUUCGUGUACAAAAAGUAUAAAUAAAUGAAAACAUUAUUUGCA